Molecule: messenger RNA, 2319 nt
Organism: Saccharomyces eubayanus
Lineage: Eukaryota; Fungi; Ascomycota; Saccharomycetes; Saccharomycetales; Saccharomycetaceae
Gene: OCT1
Product: metalloendopeptidase
Exons: 1
Coding region: 1-2319 (772 amino acids)
Biological process (GO): peptide metabolic process
Cellular component (GO): mitochondrion
Molecular function (GO): metalloendopeptidase activity
Source: RefSeq, a predicted model, not a curated record
AUGUUUUAUAUGGCAACCCUGAAGAGAGGGUUCAAUGUCUUGAUACCGUCGCUCUCCCGCCAAAGUCAAUUAAUUAGGUCGUUUGCCACAGCCGGUGCAGUUUCCAGAACUAGUUCAAAAAGUAUAAAGAAUAUUUUCGACGACAAUUCAUACUGGAGAAGCAUAAACAGUCAGGAUGCUAAUAACAGUAAGAUUGCACAGUACCUUUUCCAAAAAACCAAAACCGGACUUUUUAAGAACCCUUAUUUGACUUCCCCAGACGGCUUGCGUCAAUUUAGCCAAGUCUCUUUGAGGCAAGCACAGGAACUUCUCGAACGAAUGAGAAACGAUUCUUCUGAAAACGGUAAAUUAACCUACAUUAUGAACCUGGAUAGAUUGAGCGAUACAUUAUGUAGGGUGAUUGAUUUGUGUGAGUUUAUUAGAUCAACACAUCCAGAUGAUGCGUUUGUUAAGGCUGCCCAAGACUGCCAUGAACAAAUGUUUGAAUUCAUGAACGUUUUAAACACGGAUGUCUCAUUAUGUAACAUGCUAAAAUCAGUCUUGAAUAGUCCCGAGAUAUCAUCGAAAUUGAGCGAAGAAGAGCUUAAAGUUGGUAAAAUCUUAUUGGAUGAUUUUGAAAAGUCAGGCAUAUAUAUGAAUCCCGACGUUAGAGAAAAAUUUAUUCAGUUAUCCCAAGAAAUCAGUUUAAUAGGUCAAGAAUUUAUCAACCAUACAGAUUAUCCUGGUUCUAAUUCUGUGAAGAUACCAUGCAAGGAGUUAGAUAACAGCAAUGUAAGCACAUUCCUAUUGAAACAGUUAAAUAAAGAUGUUAAGGGCCAGAAUUACAAAGUACCUACAUUUGGUUACGCAGCUUACGCAUUAUUAAAAAGUUGCGAAAAGGAACAAGUAAGGAAAAAGCUAUGGACCGCAUUACAUAGUUGUUCUGACAAGCAAAUCAAAAGGCUGAACCACUUAGUUAAACUGAGGGCAAAUUUAGCUAACCUGAUGCACAAAGAAAGUUAUGCGGAAUAUCAAUUAGAGGGAAAAAUGGCAAAAACCCCGAAAGAUGUACAAGAUUUUAUCUUGACCUUAAUGAAUGAUACCAUAGAUAAGACGGCAAGCGAGUUAAAAUUUAUAGCCGAACUCAAGGCCAAAGAUCUCAAGAAGCCUUUGGCUACAAGUACAGACGAAAUACUGAAACUUGUCAGACCUUGGGAUAGAGACUAUUAUACUGGCAAAUAUCUACAGCUUAACCCUUCAAAUGCACCAAGUGCCAAAGAGAUAAGCUCAUAUUUCACAUUAGGAAAUGUUAUCCAAGGUUUAUCCGAUUUGUUCCAACAUAUAUAUGGGAUUAAAUUGGAACCAGCAAUUGCUGACGAGGGAGAAACAUGGUCCCCUGACGUGAGAAGAUUGAAUGUGAUAUCAGAAGAGGAAGGAAUUAUUGGCGUGAUUUACUGUGAUUUGUUUGAAAGAAGUGGAAAGACUUCAAAUCCAGCACAUUUCACUGUUUGUUGUUCCAGACAAAUAUAUCCUAACGAAACAGACUUCUCAACAAUUCAACUGGGUGAGAAUGCAGACGGUUCCUUUUUUCAGCUGCCGGUAAUUUCGCUCGUGUGUAACUUUGCCCCAAUACCGAUUGCUUCUAAGAAAAGCUUGUGUUUUUUACAACUUAGUGAAGUUGAAACCCUCUUUCAUGAAAUGGGUCAUGCGAUGCAUUCAAUGUUAGGAAGAACCCACAUGCAGAAUAUAAGUGGUACAAGGUGCGCUACUGACUUUGUUGAGCUACCAAGUAUUCUGAUGGAACACUUCGCCAAAGAUAUACGGAUCUUGACAAGAAUUGGCAAGCACUAUGAGACUGGAGAAACCAUUGAGGCAGAUAUGUUGCAGAGCUUUAUGAGAACGACAAAUUUUCUACAGAAUUGUGAGACGUACUCUCAAGCAAAGAUGGCUAUGUUAGACCAAUCAUUUCAUGAUGAAGAAGUGAUUUCUAGUAUUCAUAGCUACGAUGUAGUUAAAAAUUAUCAAGCAUUAGAACUACGUUUGAAGGUACUAGUUGAUGACCAGAGUAAUUGGUGCGGGAGAUUUGGCCAUUUAUUUGGAUACGGAGCUACAUACUACAGCUACUUAUUUGAUAGGACAAUAGCAUCCAAAAUUUGGUACGCCUUAUUUGAAGACGAUCCAUAUAGCCGAAAGAAUGGUGAUAAAUUCAAAAAGCAUCUACUAAAAUGGGGUGGAUUGAAAGAUCCUUGGAAAUGCAUCGCUGACGUUUUACAGUGCCCUAUGUUAGAGGAAGGCGGCAGCGAAGCAAUGGAGUUUAUUGCACAAAGUCAUAAAUCUUAG